GCAGCGCUCAGGGGGCGGCCAUGGAUCCCGCAGCCCGCCCGGGCGGCGGCGGCGCCCCGGGGCAGUCCCGCGAGUACAAACUGGUGAUGCUGGGUGCAGGAGGCGUCGGCAAGAGCGCCAUGACCAUGCAGUUCAUCAGUCACCGCUUCCCUGAGGAUCACGAUCCCACCAUCGAGGAUGCCUAUAAAAUCCGGAUCCGCAUCGAUGACGAGCCUGCCAACCUGGAUAUUCUGGACACAGCAGGGCAGGCAGAGUUCACAGCCAUGAGGGACCAGUACAUGAGGGCAGGGGAAGGUUUCAUCAUCUGCUACUCCAUCACGGACCGGCGCAGCUUCCACGAGGUGCGCGAGUUCAAGCAGCUCAUCUACCGCGUGCGCCGCACCGACGACACGCCCGUGGUGCUGGUGGGCAACAAGUCUGACCUGACCCAGCUGCGCCAGGUGUCCAAGGAGGAAGGCUCUGCCCUGGCCAGGGAAUUCAGCUGCCCCUUCUUUGAGACCUCGGCCGCCUUCCGCUACUACAUCGACGACGUGUUCCACGCGCUGGUGCGCGAGAUCCGCCGCAAGGAGAAGGAGGCCGCCGUGGCCAUGGAGAGGAAAUCCAAGCCCAAAAGCAGCGUCUGGAAAAGACUCAAGUCCCCCUUCAGGAGGAAGAAGGAUUCAGUCACUUGAACAGCACGUUGCUGUGCAGAGCAGGACAAAAGCUGUGACCUUUUGUAGCCGGAGGAGCUCGGGUGGCGGCGACGCUGAGGGGACGUGUGGCACCUGAGGGGAUUUGUGAGGGAGGGAGCGCCUCGCCCUGCCAGUUGUUUUUGUUUAGAACCAUGUUGCCUUGAUUCUGGGGGUUGAACUUCACACCCAGCGCCAGUUGUACUUUGUUUGUUGUCGUUUUAUUUUCCUGGGCCCAGCAGGGUCACCAAGGCCCGUGGGUUGGUGGCCUUGCACUUUGGAGAGUGUUUGUCCUUGGUCACAGCAAAGGAGCUGAGAAACAUUGCUGGAGUUGGACCCAGCCUCGCUGAAUCUGGGGUUUUUCCUGGUGGAAAAGAGAAUUUUGCUGCUCCCUACAGUGUGAGAGGCUGAGCAAAGUGUCGUGGCCUUGGAGGUCACCAAAUUUCUUUUGGGAGCAGAUUUCUUUCCAGCAAAAUGGACAAAAUCUUUGUGUGAUCAGUGCUGCAGGUGGGAUGCCAACAAACCAGAACAAUCCCAGAAUCAUUUCAGCUGGAAAGAUCUGUGGCAUCAGUGACCCAGCCCCACCCUGUCACCACAUCCAGGCCUUCAAACACGUCCAGGUGGGUUGGUGGCCCUGCACUUUGCAGUGUUUGUUGUCCUUGGUCACAGCAGAGGAGCUGAACUAUGCAAAACAUUGCUGGAGUUGGACCCAGCCUCACUGAAUCUGGGGGUUUUUCCAGUUGGAAAAGAGGAUUUUGCUGCUCCCCACAGUGUGAGAGGCUGAGCAAAGUGUCAUGGCCUUGGAGGUCACCAAAUUUCUUUUGGGAGCAGAUUUCUUUCCAGCAAAAUGGACGUGGAAUCUUUGUGUGAUCAGUGCUGCAGGUGGGAUGUCAACAAACCAGAACCAUCCCAGAAUCAUUUCAGCUGGAAAGAUCUGUGGCAUCAGUGACCCAGCCCCACCCUGUCACCACAUCCAGGCCUUCAAACACCUCCAGGGACAGUGACACCUGUGCAGGUGACCCAGACUUUGUGAAGCUCAUAAAGAAGGAUUUUGAUGCUCUAAAGAAUGAUUUUGAUGCUCUAAAGAAGGAUUUUGAUGCUCUAAAGAAGGAUUUGAUGCUGUAAAGAAGGAUUUGAUGCUCUGAAGAAGGAUUUGAUGCUCUUAAGAAUCAUUUUGAUGCUCAUAAAGAAUUAUUUUGAUGCUCUAAAGAAUGAUUUUGAUUCUCUAAAGAAGGAUUUUGAUUCUCUAAAGAAGGAUUUGAUGCUGUAAAGAAGGAUUUGAUGCUCUGAAGAAGGUUUUGAUGCUCUGAAGAAUCAUUUUGAUGCUCAUAAAGAAUUAUUUUGAUGCUCUAAAGAAUGAUUUUGAUUCUCUAAAGAAAGAUUUGAUGCUCUGAAGAAGGAUUUGAUGCUCUAAAGAAUGAUUUGAUUCUCUAAAGAAGGAUUUGAUUCUCUAAAGAAUGAUUUUGAUGCUCUAAAGAAGGAUUUGAUGCUGUAAAGAAGGAUUUGAUGCUCUAAAGAAGGAUUUGAUGCUCUUAAGAAUCAUUUUGAUGCUCAUAAAGAAUUAUUUUGAUGCUCUAAAGAAUGAUUUUGAUUCUCUAAAGAAGGAUUUGAUUCUCUGAAGAAUGAUUUUGAUGCUCUAAAGAAGGAUUUGAUGCUCUAAAGAAGGAUUUGAUGCUCUUAAGAAUCAUUUUGAUGCUCAUAAAGAAUUAUUUUGAUGCUCUAAAGAAGGAUUUGAUGCUCUGAAGAAAGAUUUGAUGCUCUAAAGAAGGAUUUGAUGCUCUGAAGAAGGAUUUUGAUGCUCUAAAGAAGGAUUUGAUGCUCUGAAGAGGGAUUUGAUUCUCUAAAGAAGGAUUUGAUUCUCUAAAUAAUGAUUUUGAUGCUCUAAAGAAAGAUUUGAUGCUCUGAAGAAGGAUUUGAUUCUCUGAAGAAUGGUUUUGAUGCUCUAAAGAAGGAUUUUGAUGCUCUAAAAGUUGAUUUUCAGCUGAGGCAGAAGCUCCACACCUGAGGGACUCUGCCCUGGAGCUGAUGGAUUUUACAGCAAUUUUGGGAUCAGGUCCUGGGUCCUCCUUUGGAUUUUGCUGUUUAAUAAGCAAAAUUAACAGCUGGGUCACUCAGAUGUGGAUAAAAGAAAUUUCUCUGAGGGAAGUUCAGAGAAAAAAUUCCAGAAAAUUCUCUGGAAUCAUUCAUUGUGAGAGUUAAAAAAGCUGAUUAUACUUAAUAAUCUUCUCUCAGCUCUGUGCUGCACUGUCAGUGCCAUCCAAACUGAAAAAGGGUUGGUAAAAUAAAUAUUAAAAAAAAAAAAAAAUAUCUAUAUGUAAAAAAUUCUUAUUACCUAAAAAAAUCCUGUGCCUGUUGGUUUGGAGAGUUAUUUUCUUUGUGGAAAUCUUCAACAGAAGGGAAGUGUGGCAGGGCAAAUCUGAUAUUUGCUUUGUGAUCAGCUGAAUAUUGAAAUUUAUUUCCAUUUAUUUCUCAUCUCCUCCAUGCUGUGCUGCUCUGGGAGCAAUCACAGAGUCCAAAAAAAAUGGUUUGGAAAGUUCAGAUUAAAGCAAAAAACGCCUGAAGAAAAUUCAGAAUUUCUGACUCCUGUAUGAACAGCCAUCAGUGAUUUUCUCAUUUUUUGGAUUAAAAUCUGCCUAAAAUUCAAAUAAAAAAGCCAAAAACUGGAGGAAGAGGAGGAGGAAUCACCCCUAAAAAAAUGGAAUUUUGUGCCUUACCUGAGUCCUGCAGUGCAGUUUAGCUGUUUACUAAAAUUCUGUUGCUUCUAGAAUUCAUAGAAUUCACAGUUUCCUUUAGAACAGCAGCCAGCACUUUUUUUUGUUCUUAUUUUUAUUUUAUUUUUUUUUUACACAGUGUUAUUCAAAGAGUUUUAUUUUUUGGCAUGUAUAAAUUUGUACACAGAGCAACGGCUUUAUUUGACACAAUAUAUAUAAUUUUUAAUACAAAAAUACAAACUUUUGCA
Molecule: messenger RNA, 3627 nt
Organism: Melospiza melodia melodia
Lineage: Eukaryota; Metazoa; Chordata; Aves; Passeriformes; Passerellidae
Gene: RIT1
Product: Ras like without CAAX 1
Exons: 5
Coding region: 21-671 (216 amino acids)
Biological process (GO): Ras protein signal transduction
Cellular component (GO): plasma membrane
Molecular function (GO): GDP binding; GTPase activity; GTP binding
Source: RefSeq, a predicted model, not a curated record